This is a messenger RNA of Rana temporaria (common frog), 289 nucleotides long. Its product is annotated as ATP synthase subunit epsilon, mitochondrial-like. Gene Ontology annotation, cellular component: mitochondrial inner membrane. The record is from RefSeq and is a predicted model, not a curated record. Gene Ontology annotation, molecular function: proton-transporting ATP synthase activity, rotational mechanism. NCBI's taxonomy places the organism in Eukaryota, Metazoa, Chordata, Amphibia, Anura, Ranidae. Gene Ontology annotation, biological process: proton motive force-driven mitochondrial ATP synthesis. Bases 1 to 162 code for a protein of 53 amino acids. The transcript has a single exon.
AUGGUCACGGUGGCAUACUGGAGACAGGCCGGCCUCAGCUACAUCCGCUACUCUCAGAUCUGUGCUCUGGCUGUGAGGGCGGCACUGAAGCCCCAGUUUAAGGCAGAAGCAGAUAAGGUAGCGGCUACCAAUGUGAGGGUCAUCAAACCGAAGAAAGAAUGAUCAAUGCUGAACACUAGAACCUCCUGAUAGAAUGGAUUAUCCUUUGGUUGUUUCCUGAAUACGUCUACAUCUGUAAAAUGUGUUUCUAAUUUAAACCAUAAGACCAAAUAAAACUGGGAUUGUUUUA